UGUUUCAUUUUACGUCAAUGUUGGAGUGCCACCACCCAUCAGCACAGGAAAUAGUAAAUAUUUCACAGCACGACACAACACUGAAGGCAAGAUUAAAUGCAUGAUAAGAUGGUCUAAUCCAAGACCCAAUAUAACUUGGUAUCAACAAAUCGUUAUCAACAGUAGUGAACCUGUUUCGAAUAACUGGACCCUUUCACUGUAUAAGUCGUCGUUUAAAAAAGGAAAAAACAAAGGACAAUAUAAAAGUAUUUUGAAGAUACCGUGGUCUGAGGAUGAAGGCUCAAUGUUGUUCAGAUGUGUUGCUCAAAACAUUCAUGGAAAUGACAGUAGAAUGUUUAUGUUUAUCCGAUAUGGAGAUAACUUUGAUCUUUUUAAAGUUUUUCCUUCUGGGGAAGUAAUUUUAAAUGAAAACGAGGACUUUAUGGCAAUUUGCAGAGUAGAUGUUUUGAUUCGUGAUAAUAUUGCGUUUUACAAAGAAAAUCCUCGUCGUGAAGUGAUAAAUAAUGAAAGAACAGACGUCACCAUAAGUAGAAAUCCUCAAUAUCGUAACGUUACAAUGAAAAUAAGAAAUAUCAACAUCAAUGAUUCUGGAACUUACAGAUGUAGUGAAAAAAAUGCUCUCAGUAAUGAAUAUGUUGCUGUAACGUUGAAUGUACGAGAAUUUCAUCCUCCUAUCAUUUAUGGCAUGAAAGAUUCCACAAUGGAUCUGUUUAAAGAUGACAACAUCGAGUUGAUUUGUAAUGUGUCAGGUAAUCCUCAGCCCAAGGUUAUAUGGUCAAGAAACGGUGAAGAAAUUAAUGGUGAAACAAUAACAAAUUGCAACAGUCAAGUUCCUAACUAUUACUUCAAGAAUGAUGGAACAACUCUUAUUAUUUGUGGCGUUGAUAUUUCACAAUCGGGAAAUUACACAUGCUUUGCAGAAAAUCAGUUAGGAAACGUCACAGCAACUGUUUAUCUUAAUGUUACUGGUAAUUAGACUUUGCA
Molecule: messenger RNA, 984 nt
Organism: Xenia sp. Carnegie-2017
Lineage: Eukaryota; Metazoa; Cnidaria; Anthozoa; Malacalcyonacea; Xeniidae
Product: neural cell adhesion molecule 1-like
Exons: 4
Coding region: 101-976 (291 amino acids)
Source: RefSeq, a predicted model, not a curated record